Micropterus salmoides (largemouth bass) is the source of this 2265-nucleotide messenger RNA. RefSeq names its product laminin subunit alpha-1-like. Bases 37 to 2265 code for a protein of 742 amino acids. NCBI's taxonomy places the organism in Eukaryota, Metazoa, Chordata, Actinopteri, Centrarchiformes, Centrarchidae. Gene Ontology annotation, biological process: cell adhesion. The record is from RefSeq and is a predicted model, not a curated record. The transcript has 15 exons.
CAGACCACAGAAGAGGAGCUGGAUUCAGCCAAUCAAAUGCGUCUGCUGAAGGAGGUGGAGUCCAUGUUGGAAACCAUCAGAGCUGUCAACCUGACGGCUGCCAGCAUCUCAGCCAAUCAGGAGCUCAGCCUCGCACAGCCUCUCCUCACCUCGCUGCAGGUGGACUUCCUGUCCAGAAAGGUGGCGGUGGACAACAGGCUCCGCCCCCUUUCUGCUGCUCUCACCGCUGGCAUGGAAACACUGCAACACACGCGCACACACCUGAGCGAGGCAGCAGAACGAAACACAGACACACACACUCUGCUGGACGCCACACACACUCUACUGCUCCACUACCAGUCUCUCCAUCAGAACCUGACUCAGGUGUGUCUCUCUGUGGACGGCGUGAUGGAGGACAGCCAGAUGCUGCUGGACGACACUGUCAGCCUGACGGAGGAAUUGACCAACACCACCGCGGUGGAGGUGUUCAGCGGGCAGGUGGAUCAGUGGCGCCCCCUGCUGGCGAAGCAGGUGGACACUUUGGUUGUUGGACUGAGAAAGACGGACGCUCCGGAGAACGUUUACCGUGCAGAAAGCCACGCCCAGCUGCUGCAGAGCCACGCCCACUCCCUGCACAGGUCUCUGUCGUCAGUGUGUAACGUUUCUCAGAACGGUAGCCGAUUGGGUCAGCUGGACAGGGACAUCACAGAACGUGUUGACUAUGCCCAGCAGGCGGCCUCGAUCGCCCGCGUCUCCGCCUCCCUCGCUCUCAACAUGAGCGUCCAAUCAGAGCAGCCGCUGUCAGAGGAGGGCGGGGCCAAGCUGAAUGUCAGCUGUGCUCUUCUAGAAGAAAGUCGACGAAUCAACGAGACGGCUCAAGUCCUGCAGCUGGAUGUCUCGAGGAUAUACAGUAGACUGGGAUUGGUCAGAGAGAGUGUCCGGAACUCCAGCCUCCUCCUCCGUCAGCCAAUCACAGAGCUGCAGAGUCUCUCUAACGGUUCGUCCGUGGCGCUGCAGCAGGUGCAGCUUCAGGCGGCAGCGGCGAGCUCCGGCCUGCAGGAGGCGCUGCAGCGGCUGCACAGACUCAGACAGCAGCUGCGGGAUUCUUCUUCUGUGGUGGAAAACACCAACAACACAGUGAGGGAGACCAACCAGCUGGUGACUCGCACUCAAGCCGCAGCCAAUGAGAUGCAGCAUAAGCUGGAGGAGGCGGAGCGUCGUACAGAGCGCCUGAUGGACCGGAUAAAGCCACUGAGCAUGCUGGGAGAAACACUGAGCCGGAAUCUGUCUGACAUCAAAGAGCUGAUCGAUCAGGCCAGGAGGCAGGCCGCCUCGAUCAAGGUGGCGGUCCAGGCGGACAGAGACUGUGUUCGGUCCUACAGACCACCCACUGAGUCCAGUAACUUCAACACUCUGAGUCUGAUCCUGAAGACGUCCAGUCCAGAUAACCUGCUCUUCUACCUGGGCAGCAACACCACGGUGGACUUCCUGGCAGUAGAGAUGCAUGAUGGGAAGGUUUCCCUGCUGUGGGACGUGGGUUCGGGCAGCACCAGACUGGACUUUCCCGGACUGGACAUCACCAACAACAGAUGGACCAGAAUCAACGCUACACGGUUUGGGGCCCACGGCGCUCUGUCGGUCCAUCAGCUGGAGUCCGAGUCGGCUCCGCUGCCCACGGUAACAGCGACAUCACCGGGACCGUCACGGGUUUUAGACAUCGACAGAAACACGGUGAUCCACAUCGGAGGACUGGGAGCUCACACUCAGGUAACACACACACACACACACAUCAGGGGUCCAGAGCCCACAGCGCUGAGGACCUCCACCUUCCAGGGCUGUCUGGGUGAAGCAUCGCUCAACGAGAGAAACGUCGGUCUGUGGAACUACGACAGCCGAGAGGGAGAGUGUGGAGGCUGCUUCAGCAGUCCCCAGGCGGAGGAGACGUCCUUCCACUUUGAUGGAUCUGGAUUCUCAUUGGUUCAGAAGUCUCUGCGAGCAACCUCCACCUCCAUCGUCCUACUGUUUAAAACGCUGUCUCCGGGCGGAUUGCUGCUGUACCUGGCCUCCAACAACACGAGGGACUUCUUGUCCAUGGAGCUGGUGGAGGGGCGUGUCCGUCUGACCUAUGACCUCGGCUCAGGAGCUCUGAUGCUGACCUCCACCAAGAAGUACAACACAGGAGUCUGGUACAAGAUCACGCUGCAGAGGAACAAACGCAAAGGUGACCUGCUGCAGGCUCACAGUGAUCAGUCGUUCCUAUCAGUAAACAAUCGUUCCCGUCAGUGA